Ahaetulla prasina is the source of this 2669-nucleotide messenger RNA. It is a transcript of the gene CWC27, whose product is annotated as CWC27 spliceosome associated cyclophilin. Lineage: Eukaryota; Metazoa; Chordata; Lepidosauria; Squamata; Colubridae. The record is from RefSeq and is a predicted model, not a curated record. Gene Ontology annotation, molecular function: peptidyl-prolyl cis-trans isomerase activity. Gene Ontology annotation, cellular component: catalytic step 2 spliceosome. The transcript is spliced from 14 exons. Bases 228 to 1640 code for a protein of 470 amino acids. Gene Ontology annotation, biological process: protein peptidyl-prolyl isomerization; protein folding.
UCCCAGGAACAUUUCUCUUUCUCUUCUUGAAGAGAACAUCAGAAGCCAAAUUUACUUGGUGGCGCUUUUUCUGUCUCCCCCCCCCCCGCUAGAAUUGAGGUCUUCCAUGACCCAACAUGGCGGGGAAAUGAUUCCCGCUGGAGUCCCAAAUCGUCGUUGACGUCCACUGGGUGGAUGUUAAGAGUGAGAUAUUCUGUCAGGGCAGCUGCUGUGUGUAAGUUUUCACCAUGAGCAAUAUUUACAUCCAGGAACCGCCAACCAACGGAAAGGUAUUAUUGAAAACAACAGCUGGAGAUAUUGAUAUUGAAUUAUGGUCAAAAGAAGCUCCCAAAGCUUGUCGGAAUUUUAUUCAGCUUUGUUUGGAAGGCUAUUAUGACAACACUAUAUUUCAUAGGGUUGUACCUGAGUUUAUAAUACAAGGUGGUGAUCCAACUGGUACUGGUUCAGGAGGAGAAUCUAUUUAUGGAGCCCCUUUCAAGGAUGAAUUCCAUUCACGAUUGCGUUUUAUUCGACGAGGACUCGUUGCCAUGGCAAAUUCUGAGCCUCAUGACAAUGGCAGCCAAUUCUUUUUUACUUUGGGGCGUGCGGAUGAACUUAACAACAAACACACUAUCUUUGGAAAGAUCACUGGAGAUACUAUAUAUAAUAUGUUGCGACUUUCAGAAGUUGAAAUUGGCGCGGAUGAAAGACCAGUCAAUCCAUAUAAAAUAACAAGUGCAGAGGUUUUAUUUAAUCCUUUUGAUGAUAUAAUUCCAAGGACAACUAAAAAGCUGAAGAAUGAGAAACCAGUGGAAGAAGCUGAGAAGGCAAAAUCAAAGGGCACAAAAAAUUUUAGCCUGCUUUCAUUUGGAGAAGAAGCUGAGGAGGAAGAAGUAGAAGUCAACAGAGUUAGUCAGAGCAUGAAAGGAAAAAGCAAAAGUAGUCAUGAUUUACUGAAAGAUGAUCCACACCUGAGUUCUGUUCCUGCCAUUGACAGUGAAAAAGGAAAUGAAAGUGAUAAUUCAGAUAAGGAAGAAGAGGAGGGAUAUUGUGCUGAAGAUGAUGGUCUUGAUAAUGAAGAAAAGAAUCAGAUGAAAAAACGAGUUAUGCAGAAGUUAAAGAAAAAUACUGAUGUACCUGUUAAAAAAAUAACAGAAGGAGAACAAAAGCAGAAGAGUAGCCGUAGUGAGGAACUACGGAAGGAAGUUCGCCAAUUGAAACGUGAACUAAUAAAGGCAAAACAAAUGAAAGAAAAUCCCUCAAAAGUGAAAGAGGAUCAAUCUGAAGAGGAAGCUGCUCCAAACAGCAUUGUUGCAGAAUAUCUUGAAGAAAAGAAGAAAUAUGAAGAAUUGAGAAAGCAUCAGCCAAAGAAAGGAACUUCUCGUGAAGAACAAACACUGGCGUUACUGGAUCGAUUCAAAUCAAAGCUAAACCAAGCAAUAUCAGAAACACCUGAAGAUGAAGUAUCUGAACCUGAAGUGGAGAAUGAUGAAGGAUGGAUGUCACAUGUGCUCCACUUUGAGGACAAAACCAGAAAAGUAAAAGAUGCAAGUGUGCAAGAUGAAGAUACAUUUGAAAUUUAUGAUCCUCGGAACCCUGUUAAUAAGAGGAGGCGGGAGGAAAGCAAAAAGCUUUUGAGAGAAAAAAAGGCGAGGAGAUGAAAUGAGUGGUAAAACUCACCAGAUCCAGCUUGGAAAAAUACAUCGUACACUUUCUGUCUCUGCAGAAGUUGAUGUCCCAAAAUAUAUCACUUACAAGGUGUGAAAAGGAAUCUGGGGUCUAAUUUGGAAGCAGUGCUAUCGCCUCUGUUUUGUGAAUUCUGAUGUAAAAUAAGCAAGUCUUCUCAGUAAAGUCCUUAGAGUCUAUUUUUAGUCAUUAUUGUUAAUAGAUAGUUCAUUUUCCAUACUCUGUUCCUUUUUUAUGUAUUUGCAUUGUUAAAUAGAGGAUUUUAUAUUUACAAUCUUCUCGGAACACUGAAAACUUUUUCCAGAAUGUAGAACAAAAGCAUUUGGCAUUACUGAAAAAUAAUGUUAUCACUCCUGGUAACAAACUCAGACAUUUAUUGCGUGUAGAAUUGGAGAGAAGCAGUGGAGAGUAUCAGCAUGCUCAGGAAAACCCCAAGAUUGGAAAAUAAUAGCAAAACCUAAAACUUUCAGGAAGUAAUAGAUGAGAAAACAAAAGUAAAAAAAACAACCCAGGAUGAUAAAAGAUUCUGCAUGCUCUUUUGUCAGAACUUUGAAAUAAGCGUAGGAGAGGGAAGGGAAGGAGGGAGGGAGGGAGUGAAGGAGGGGGAAAGAGAGAGAGGGAGAGAGAGAAUGGCCAAUACUAAGAGAAUAUUUGUAGCUCAGGAUUGAACCUUGAGGUCCAUGCUGCUCUCUUGGUUUUACAGAUGUUUCAUGAUGUUCAUUGUGCACUGAUGAUAUUACCUAGUUGGAUAAUAAAGAUCUGCCAGAAAAUAAUCAAAUUCAGAAAGCACCAAGGACUCUAUAGAAUGACUCUUGCAACUCAUUCUGUAACUGCAAUUCCAUUUACCACUCUUAUUUCUGAUGCCAACAUAAUCUGUAGUACAAUGUGUGAAAAUGAUCACAAUCUGAUUUACAUCUCGUAUAUUUGGAAUCAGUGGCUUACCAUUUGAUUUUAAUCACUUUGGAAGCAAGCUUCCUCAAUAAUAAAAGAAAACUAUUCUAAUA